Messenger RNA from Pelmatolapia mariae (spotted tilapia), 8113 nucleotides. It is a transcript of the gene atxn1a, whose product is annotated as ataxin 1a. Gene Ontology annotation, molecular function: protein binding; RNA binding. Gene Ontology annotation, biological process: nervous system development; negative regulation of transcription by RNA polymerase II. NCBI's taxonomy places the organism in Eukaryota, Metazoa, Chordata, Actinopteri, Cichliformes, Cichlidae. The transcript has 3 exons. The record is from RefSeq and is a predicted model, not a curated record. Gene Ontology annotation, cellular component: nucleus. The coding region runs from base 931 to 3375 and encodes 814 amino acids.
CUCCCUGUGGGCGUGUGCUAGUGUGUGCUACCAGUUUUGUGUGUACGUUUGUGCGAGUGUGUGUGUGUGUGUGUGUGUGUGUGUGUGAGAUCACCUGAGUGCUGUAUUUCAGUGGUAGUGAGGGAGCUUCCUGCCUCACUGUCAAGAUUUAGUAGAGGGUUGCUGGCUCUCUGUGUGUGUGUGUCUGUGGUGUCUGUUUGGGGGGAGGGGGGUGAGAAAGGCAGAUAGCAGUUUGUAGCACAAGUACACUGCUUGGGAUUUACCGCCUGAGAGAGAGAGUUAGAGAGAGAGAGAGAGAGAGAGACUCGGGGUGCUUUACAAGGGACACAGCAGAGCAGGAGAAGGGAGCAGUUAAGGGAGCAAAGGAAUGAGAGGGGGAGAGAAAGCAUGCUGCAGAAGUGGGCUACUCCUGCUACCCUGGAUUGUGCUGCGUGCGGGCAGACUUUCUUUCACAGGGAGAUGAUUCCUCAUGAAGUGCGACGCACUCGGCCCCCCAUCGUCCUCUGCGACAGCGGCAGGUGUGACGUUGUGACGCUCUCCACCUCCACGCUGAGCUCACCCAUCAGUCGCUAAAGAUCCCCGGACGGAACGGACCGCCCUCCCCCCUCCCCUUUUAACCACCCCUCCAUAUCGUCAUCCCCAUCUUUAAUCCUUCCUCACCUGCUUGUUAGGGCCUGGAUUUUCUUUGUCAAGUAAAGGCCUUGGGUGAAGUGGAUAGAGAGGGAAAAGAGACAAGAUUGGGGAAGUUUCAUUUUGUGGCUAAUUAAUGUGAAAUAAAGGACCGGACAUCAAAAAGUGAGAAAGCGAACAAAAGUGACAACAAAAGUGAAAGAGCGAGGAAGCAAAAACAAGGAAAAAAAAGAAAGCUGUAGUCCAAAACUUGAGGAAGGAUAACGCAAGUAUAGUUGAGGGGCGUGAGGUGAAAUCAGCAUGAAGUCCAACCAGGAGCGCAGUAAUGAAUGUCUGCCCCCAAAGAAGAGGGAAAUCCCCUCUAGCACGCUCCCAUCUGAAAAUCGCUUACCUAUCAUGCCACCUGCCACUGAGAGCCAGCGCUCAGAAAACAUGACCUGGCUCGCCAGUGUGGCUGGUGGGAACGAGAGCAGUGUGGGUGCGCACCGUAGCUCCAGUCACUCUGACGGAUCGCAGUAUAAAUCUCCCUCCUCCAUAUCAGACUCUUUCACCUCUGCGUCCUCACUGAGGGUGGUCUCAUCUCUUCCUACAGUGUACACAUCCCACCUGCCACAGACCACAGUUGGAGGAGCUGUCCAUUACACCCAUCUGCCUCACAAUAUGCAGUUUAUAGCCUCACCUUACACUGCCCCAUACAGUUACAUCCCCUCUCAAUUGCUUCCUCCUCCUCCUCCACCUCCUCCCCCCCUGUCCUCCUCCUCCUCGGCUGCACAGAGACCCUCACACACAGAGACGGCCUCUGCUCCUUCACAGGCCUCCAAGCAGGACCAGCAGCGAGCAUCCACAGGACGUACCUCCAUGCCUCCUCCUUCUACAGACCCUGUCCCUCACCAUGUUCAAAUAUCAACAUCCCCACGGACUGUGCCAUCAUCCCAUCACCAAGGAGGAACUCACCUUUCGCCCCACUCAAUGCACCCUCAUCAUACUUUGGGACACAGCAUGUCUCAGGUGGUGGUGCAGUAUACAGAUGGACCCACCAGAAAAGAGCAAGGUGGCUCUCAGAGACCCAGAGAGCUCCACAAUGGAGAGCUGGAAAGGGGCCGGCGGUAUGCCGCGCCACUCGAGUCUAACAUCUCCAAGUCAGGGAGCAAAUCACGGGAUGCCACAUCCUCUUUGUCUUCCUAUGAGGCUCGACAGAUGGUUCUGCCAACAGACUACUCUCCGCAUGAUCCAUCAGGGCUGAGAACCUCUGUCAUGUUAAUGCCCAACAGCCAUGGGGACCACCAGCUGGUACCACCCAGAGCCAGCCCUGAGAAGGUGACAACUUCAGCCCCUGCACACCUGGAGAAAAGUGGCAACGUCAUGGGCAAGCCUGUCAGUCGUGCUCCAUCCUUAUCCAACACCACCUCCUCUUUCACAUUUCCACCCCCACUAAGUGUAGACAGCCUGAAAGCUGCUGUCAGCACACUGCCACCCCAGACCGUCAUCCAGACCACCCACAACGCCACAGAGCCACUCUCAAUGGGGCUCUCUUCUACCAGUAUCUACCCUCAGCAACCUAUUAUCGGCUAUAUUGCAGGAGGCAGUGGUAGCAGCUACCACACCAGCCUACAGCAACACUUACUCAUUCCAGGCCCCCAACCGGUCAUCAUCCCUGUCAGUGGAGGUGGAGUCACAGCAUUGGAGCCUGUAACCUCCCAUGUUACAUCAUCUACCCAAGCUGCACCUUUUCCUACUACACUCCCACAUACGUACAUUGCCGCCACCGCCCCCAAAGGAGAAACUCUGGAGACCCACAGUGGCUCAUUUCACCAGGAUGCCCCAGGUGCAGUGGUCCAAGCCCAGCUUCAUCUCCCCAUUGUUCCUGCUCCACCAGGGCUGGUGGCGACCUCCGCCGCACAUCCCCCCUCUAGUACGGUGCUGCCUCCCUCGCUCCCCCCAUAUUUCAUCAAAGGUUCCAUCAUCCAGUUGGCUGAUGGCGAGCUGAAACGUGUGGAGGAUCUGAAGACAGAGGACUUCAUCCAGAGUGCUGAGAUCAGCAGCGAGCUGAAGAUAGACUCGUCCACAGUGGAGCGCAUUGAGGGGAGUCACACCUCGCCCAACUUUGCUGUGGUUCAGUUCUCCGUUGGUGAACACCGUACACAGGUGAGCGUGGAGGUCUUGUUGGAAUACCCCUUCUUCGUCUUUGGCCAAGGCUGGUCUUCAUGCUGCCCGGACCGGACCACCCAGCUUCUGGAGCUGCCUUGUACCAAGCUUUCUGUAGGCGAUGUUUGUAUUUCACUCACGCUCAAGAACCUGAGGAACGGAUCUCUGAAGAAGACUCAACCCCUGGAGCCGGCCGCCCACGCCUCUGUCCCCUCCUCCAGCCACGGACACCUCAAACCCCCUAGAGCUGUGUCGGACGCUCCUCAGAGCUGCAGUGGAGGAGGUCCCAGGCACAGAGAGCGGGAGAACGGUAUCAGCCAGCGAGGGAGUGGGGAGAGUGGGAAUGGAGGUAGAGGGAGCUCCGGUGUGGAAAACGGGGAUCUCGUGUUUGGGGAAAGAGUUUCCAAAGGUCAGGUUGUUGGCAGUACAGAAGCUGGCUCUACUAAGCCAUCGGGAAGCAGGAAGCGGAGAUGGUCUGCGCCCGAGGGUCGAAAAGUAGAAAAAUCAGAGGAGGAACCACCUUUGACCCUUCCCAAACCUUCCUUCAUCCCUCAUGAGGUGAAAAUCAGCAUUGAAGGAAGGUCAAAUAUUGGCAAGUGAAGGCUAGCAGGACUGUUAACAACCCAUGGAAUAAAAAAACACAGCUAAAAAGAUUCUACAAAAACCCCAUAAAUGUCCACGGUAAAGGUUCAUUUGUCGUGGUUUUGUUUUUUUGUUUAUUUUUAGUUCACAUCCUGUACUGUAGCGGUAACCUUACCCUACACCUUACAUUAAGUCCAUGUAGUUUAACACCUUUAUUUUUUUUUAAAUAGAUUGAUUAAUUAUCACAUGAGCAAUCUGUGCAGUUUUGGUGAUUUUCAUGAGAAGAUUUCUGGUGAGGGAUUUCUGACCUGUGCGUUGAAUGUUUAUCGGUUGCUCUGUGGCACACGGGCGCGACAUUCGAUGGCUCUGCUUGGCCGGCGACACAUUACACUGAAAUUUCCACCCUGAUUGGUUCACAGUCGCACUCUGUGACAGUGAUGUUACCUGUGUACUCGGGCAGUAAGGCUGCCUGGAUUCGCCUCUGGUAAUAAUGAAGGAUUUGCGGGUAAAUCGUUAAAAAUGUUCACUUGCUAAAUCAGACCAGAAGUUAAUAUGAUCUGAUCGUCAUUGUGUCAUCCGGGCCUGUGGCUGACCGGAACCAGAGGUCAUCGGGUCGAUGCCCGUGUGCCGCACACAGUCGUGAGGGAACAACACUUACUCUGCUCAGUUUGUAGACAGUGGAGUCUUUGCUUUCAUUUCAUGUUAGUGUUUUUCAUUUGACUUUUUUUUCUUCUUUAACCCCUCAUCUCCCAUCUCACCACAUAGGUUUUACAUUUUAUUUCAAGAUUUUCUAAAACCUUAAUCAGGGGUCCUUUUUAAUAAUCAAUCGAUCGCGCCUAGGUGGGUCAAUGUUAAUGUAUCAAUAUGCGAUGCCCCUAACCUUAAGCAAAUGCAAACACACUGGGUUGGUGAACCCAGUGUGUUUGCACUCGAACGGAGUCUUCGCAUACGAUCCUAGCUGUUUUGUUUGAGUUUAUUUCUUUUAUUUAAUGAAUCACUUUAUUUUUUCUUUACAAAUCCAGAAAGGUCGCGUGAGGGGAAGCGAGAGAAUCUGCACGUUAGCUCUGAGAGGGUCAGGAUGUUUCAAAGCACUUAACACACCUGUCACUCUCAUCAUACAGCCAACAAAAAAAAACCCAACAAAAAAUGAUGAUGUUGUGUCUUUAUUUACAAAGUACUGUAUGCUCUUAGAUUUUUUUCUUUCUUUUUUUAAAGACGAAGGCAGAAAGUAGCAGAAGCACUUUGUGAAAGGUAAAGAGGUUGUUAAGUAACGUGGGAGCAGAUGUGCCAUGAAAUCACAGAGCAAGGGACAAACGUGAGAGCGAGAGGAGUUUCAGUUAGUAGGUUAGGGUAGGGGAAAUGAGAUGAAGCGGGAGGUAUCGCGGUUUUCGGCAUGUGCGUGGCAGGAAAGUAUUGGAACGUGUCUGGAAAGUUCGAUUAAGACGGGAAAAAACAAACAAGUCUUUGAAAUAUCCUGCUCAAGAUCUGUUUUAGACUGAGAGCAACAAUCAGAAGCUCACACCCACAGACUUGUGAAGGUCAUCAUAUAUUUGUAAUAUGUGUGUGUGUAUGAUGCUGGUGUGUUUGUUCACACACACGUACGCGCUCACACAGACACAAAAUAGUCUCUAAAAUUCAAUACGUACUGUACUUGGCAAUCCAUAUUUAGACAGCUGCAGAGGCAAGCGUUUAUUUUGGUGCAUAUUGUCCCUACUGCAAAAGACACUAGUGGACUGACGUUAGAUUAAUGCACGCGGUGCUGCUACAGUGCAGCCGUGCAGAAAAAAGUGCUCUGAGCUGUGUUUGUGUAUGGGUGGGAGUUUGUAUAAGAGUGUGUGUGCACUGUGUAUAGGAAAAUGAUAUAAAGACAACGCUAAAUGUCCAGUGUUUCUACUUGGAGUCUUUAAUUAAGAGAAUCCUGCAAUUUGCACAUCAGGAGGAGGGAGUUCAGUCGAGACGCGAUUUUUAUUUUUUGUUUUAUUUUAUUUAUUUUUUUUUAAGGCCCUGUCCCAAAACUAGCCCUAGAGCCAGAUGACACACUGGAGGAGAUCAGGGUUUUUGUUCCUAAACAGGCACUUACCACACUGUAGAGGAAACGUUUCUGAUCAACAGUUAUGGCAAACAUCUGCCUGCCUACUAAACUGAAUUAAAAGCCAACCAUUUCUCGGGUUGCUUAAGGAGAAUAUCUCCCCCUGCUGAUUAAACCGGGGUGCCCAGAGUGUAAAGGGGGGCUAGGGUUCGCUUUUGAACACGGCCUGUGCUCAGCCAGCCAAAACUCAUUUAUCCCUUAGAUAGCAGUUACCUCAACAGAUGUGCUUGCGUGGUCAGUCGGUCGAUCGUCCUAACGGAGUUUGGGGUUUUUCUCUAACAUGAAAGCACGAGCCUUAAGUGUAAUUGGCCAUCCUUGAUCAUUUGGCUGAUUCUUCUUCUUCUUAAAAACCCCCAAAACAAAACUAAAAAUAAAAAAGCAAUUGGCCAGUUAGUGUUUUUUUAAAUCUAUCCCAUGUAACAUAGAGGUGCCAUACAACAUGUAAACAUAUCUCAGGUUAUGUGAGAUUAGCUUUGACAUGUUGCUGGCACAAUACUGUUGUUAGGGAGGCAGCGGCUUCCUGCAGGCAUGUCUGUUGAGCAUAUCUGUUCCUGCUCAGCCUGUAUUUAUGUUUUAUGGCUGUUGCUGCUUGCCUUUAGAAAAAGAAAAAAUAGAGGCGACAAUGUUUCAGGUGGUGGGAGUUUACCAGGGUGAUGGCAGGAUGGAUGUGUACUCAGAUGGAUGAGGAACGGGUGGAUUGGUGGUCGAAUGAGCAGACAGACUGAUAGUGAAGGCGAGUGAGUAAGAAGAGCCCCGAAUGAGAUUUGAAAAUGCUUUAUUUUUUAUAAUAGAACAGGGUUCUCAGAUCGACACCCACACAGCAGUGCAUUUUCAUUUGGUCCUGUUCCUAUUGAAACAUCUGGUAGAAAUAGCAGUAGGUUAUAUGUGUGUGUGCGCAUGGUUUGGAACCGCUGUGUGUGUGUGUGUGUGUGUGGCAGUGGUUUAUAAAUGUAUGUCUUUUUUCUACAUGUUUCUCCAACCCCCUUACCAACAAAAGGAAAAACAGACAUCUGAACAAAACCGUCAGCCACUCAAACCAUUCAGACUCUUACUGUUGAUCAGGUAGAUUAUUAAAAAUAAUAAUAAUAAUAAGCCAAAGCCAAGCGACUCUGUGGUUGCUUUGGUUACUUUAGAAAGCAAUAGUUAAAAAGUAUUCAGGCAGUCUCCUUGUAUACGAGUGGAGCGCGCGCUCGGCGAGUCAUUCCACUCAAAAUCUCUGCAAUAAACAUUUUAAUAACAAUCCUCCAGCACGACAACCAAAAACAGUUCUUUUUGCCCAGAGAAGUACAAUUUUUGUCUCAUACUGCAAAAGGUUUGUAGACGCUAACACCUGAACCCAGCUCGCUCCAGGUACCGCAGUUCCCCUCCUUAUGAAAUUCAUUUGAAUCCUCAGAAAUUGCAGUUGCAACACCAGUUGCUGAUCUUUCAGGGAAGUUUCUCAUAUAUGCAGUAACCCAACACAACCCCUGAAACCUCUGUCCCUGCUGGUCAGUCACAAACACUGCUGUUACACUGUCAACGCUGAAGGCGAACCGACUCGGUGUGGCACGAAGCCAACCAGCAGACUUCUUUUUUUCUCGUCGUUUUUUUGACUCCGCCAAGCUCUGCCUCUUUGCCACGACUCCCGUAGUGACCUCUUUAACUUUGUUUCAGGUACCCAAUCAUAGCCAGCCAGCCUCACAAGCACCUCCUUCUGAGGCAAAGCAAUCAGUUUAACCCUUAACGACAACCGUUCGCUACCUUUCAGUGUGGCCCGAUGCGGAUAUAGGAGGUCUGCCCUCCCAAUUACAUCAUCUUUUCAUAUUCGGUCUCCUGUUCACAGUCAGCUUAAAAAGGCCACUGAGUUUAUAUUUUACUAUAGAUGAUAACAUAAAUCAAUCAGCAAGGUUUUUUCUUUUUUUUUGAGGGUCUAGUGUAGUUAUCAUUUCCCAAGUCUUUCUUAAAUCCCAUUGAAAUGUACCACAAUGUGCAAUACUUUGAUUUUGUUUCCCCCUCUUUACUGUGCCAAGUGUAUGUAGCAAAAGUUCGACUCCAGUGUCUGAUCCUCGUUAAAGGCUCGUGUAUUUCUUUUAAAUAUCUGUUGACGUGUGUGUCACAUCUGAGUCAGGAUGUUUGUGAGGAGAAACAGCAAAGCGUUUUUCCUGUUUUUCCUCUCUUUCCCUUUCGUCCUCGCGGCCUUCCUCAGUUGUACUGCGUGUGAGUCUGCACCGUGUGUCGUCGUGAGUGUAGGAUGUAUGCUUAUGUACACCUGGUGUUCAAACGUGUGUUUGUGUGUGUGGGGGGGGGGGCGGAGUGUUUUCUCCUCUAAUAGUCUGUGAGAUCAUAAACCCUGACCCUCGAUGGUUCACGGUGAGACCCACAGGAAAAAGAAACCUCAUCGCUAGUGGGGACCACUUUUUUUUUUGUAGAAAAAAAAGAGAAAAAAAAAAGAAAAAGAAAAAAAGAAAUAAAGAUUUUAAACCAACCGAAAGAGAUGCACAUGUAUGUAGAUGUAAAAGACUUGAUAAUGUUUCAGCACUUUCUAAUCCUGGGACAGGGCUCGGUCUAACCCCUCUCUUUCAGGCCGACGCCUGUCCUGGGGGGUAACAUUCAUUCAAAACAGACAGAGAGAAUGAAAAAAACAAACAAAAACUAAACGGGGUGACUAUUGAUGAAUAAAAAGAGAGA